AUGAUUUGGAGGAAAGAAUAUUUGAAAAAAAACUAUAUCAAACUACUAGUUCCCAUAUGUGUUGUUCUUGUCCUUGCAUAUUUGAACUAUGCUAUUAAUUAUGCAGUUGGAUAUAAACUAGUAUAUGUACAUCAUUCACAUGCUGUUGCAAUUAUCCUUUGGGUGUUAUUGGGUUUCUUUCAAUUGGAGUUAUUAGUUUACUGGGUAUUAAUAUUCCUUGUUGGACCAGGGAAAUCACCAGUAUUCCCACCUAUCGACCUUUACAGUGAAAAUAAUAAAGGUUUAAUUCCCUUACCUGAUUUAUUUUUCUGUGAUGAAAAAGGUUUUCCAUAUUAUUGUUCAAACUCCAACUCCAUAAAACUAGAAAGAAGUUUUUUUUCAAAAGAUGUUGGAUACAAUGUGAUCAAGUUUGAUCAUUACUGUAUAUGGAUUGGACAACCUAUUGGACAGGAUAAUUAUCUAUUUUUCAUGAAAUUUAUGAUGGGUUUUCUUGCAUUUUUCAUUAUUGUGCUAAUAUACUGUGCAAGGUUUACCAGAGAAUCUAUUCAACAGGGUGAAAUUGAUCAUAAUUUUAUUGUAUUGUUUGUUAUGAGUGGGUUCUGGAUCAUUAUGAUAGGGUGCUUAUUCGGUAUUCACUUGCGGUACGUUAGUAUAAAUAUGACUACAUUAGAUGAAAUUACGAUAAACCAGAGGAAACGGUAUAAUCGAUGGAAAGAUGCCAGAAAGAACCCUAAUAUGCCCAGCUGGAUGAAAACAAAAAACCCACCUAGAAAAGAAACAGGAAGAAAAUAUGUUAAUGUCAAGCACAAAACCGGUAGAGCUAUAGUCAGGUAUUAUAUUGAUGAAAGACCCUUUGAUAUGGGAUUUAGAAGGAACUGGAUCAAUUUGGUUUUCAACGGCAACAGAAAUCACGGGAAAGACGAUGAAUUUUAUACUUUAUGGAGAUUAGCUGCUGCUUUUGUUGUUUUUAUUAUUCCUUUUAUUGACAUACCGUUUUCUUUUAGAGGUAAACUACAAGUAAAGGAUGAUGUGGAACAGGAACUUCACGAACAAGAAAACCUACUAGCAAAAUACACAGUGUAUUCAAGUGUUGUUAAUGACAAAUUCAUGAACAUGAUAGAUGAAAAGUUGAAGAAAAACAGUUAUUCUGCACCUGGCUAUUUGGUGGAAACUACUCCUCAGAACAACCAAUCCACAAUAGAUAAAGAUAGCAUAUAG
Messenger RNA from Candida albicans SC5314, 1218 nucleotides. RefSeq names its product palmitoyltransferase. Lineage: Eukaryota; Fungi; Ascomycota; Pichiomycetes; Serinales; Debaryomycetaceae. Gene Ontology annotation, cellular component: Golgi apparatus; endoplasmic reticulum. The coding region runs from base 1 to 1218 and encodes 405 amino acids. The record is from RefSeq and is a predicted model, not a curated record. Gene Ontology annotation, molecular function: protein-cysteine S-palmitoyltransferase activity. Gene Ontology annotation, biological process: peptidyl-L-cysteine S-palmitoylation; protein targeting to membrane. The transcript has a single exon.